Suillus clintonianus is the source of this 363-nucleotide messenger RNA. RefSeq lists its product as uncharacterized. The record is from RefSeq and is a predicted model, not a curated record. Bases 1 to 363 code for a protein of 120 amino acids. Lineage: Eukaryota; Fungi; Basidiomycota; Agaricomycetes; Boletales; Suillaceae. The transcript has 3 exons.
AUGGAGAAACUCAAAACGUCGUGUUUGAAACUUCAAGUGGCUGCUCGACCCAUAUCAACAUUGCCCAAUACGGAAUCCUCUGCCACCGCUUCCACGACCUUCAAAGCGCGCCUACACAACCUAUUAAAUUGGUGGCCCAAUCGUACAGGUCAUGCAUUGCCGCCUAUUGUCGAUGUUCCUCUCGCGCAGGGUAAAGAGCGCAAUGCUUCAGCAGAUGCUCCUCCCAAAAACAGCGGGGAGUGGAUAGCUGAUGAGGACUACGUUCCUUCUCGUCCACCUUCGACGAACUCUAAUUCACAACCACCCGCAGUGCAGAUCAACACUGGAGAGCAUGGAAAUGGUCGGUUGUGUGGUUGCUUCUAA